Molecule: messenger RNA, 1689 nt
Organism: Colias croceus (clouded yellow)
Lineage: Eukaryota; Metazoa; Arthropoda; Insecta; Lepidoptera; Pieridae
Gene: ova
Exons: 1
Coding region: 250-1620 (456 amino acids)
Source: RefSeq, a predicted model, not a curated record
UGACGAAAUGUGAUUCUUUCUCUUUUUAGUUAACGAACGCGCUUGCUCUCUGAAUUUUUUAAUUAUUUUGAGAGCGAAACAAGUUUAGAUCCUUGGAAUUUACGAUCAAAAAUUCGUAAAAUUUAUGUGUUUUAUUGAAAGUGUUUAGUGUUGAUGAGAAUAAUGCGGUGCAAAGCUAUUGUUGUAAUGUUACACGGGACCAAAACGCAAGCGCUGCUUCUUCGACGAUGACCAUAAGCGAUCGCAAUCAUGAUCGCCAACUUGCCGCUGCUGUUCGCUAACGGGAACCCGACCGAUCUAUCAAAGGUCUCUGCUGCCGAGUUGGAAAAGUUCAUAACAUUCAUGGUGACAUGUUCCUGGGGUCAUGAUACUGCCAAAGAUAUCAAACAACCGCCUUGGUGGCCGAAAAAUGUUGUAUUCUGUCACCCGUUUGUUAGACCCUGUAAAGUUCCACAGGACUGGGAAGCGAGGCUCAAGAAUUUAGUAAAGCGAUGCUAUGACUAUCAUAAAAGCGCCUUUCUGUUAUUGUUCUCGGCGCACUUAGCUCGAUACGACCGGAGUAUACUCACGUACGUUGACAACAACGACCACACCACGUCUCUCUACCAUGGUCCGACUGGAAGGCUCUUAGUAACAUUUAGAAAUGAGAACUUGAUGUAUGAUAAGCCAGCUGAUAUUUAUUUGUGUGAUACUUGUGACAGUCACUUUGAUAAUGUUGACAUUUUAAAGGCUCAUGAGAGACUGUGUAACAAUGAAAGCUAUCAGACAUCUUGCUCUGGUUCUUUACAAGAAUUUGUGUCUGCAUUAAAGCUCAAACCAAUACAAGAAGAGAAUGAGGAGAAAGUCACAGAUAAUUGUGUUACAGAUGUCCGGCCAAGAAAUGGUCGGAAUGCUGCAAGCAUAGACAGAGGCCCACCAUAUCCAUUUUCGUCUUUGGCAUAUUUGAAAAAUGCCAAAGUCAGUGUUCAAAGAGACACUAGCUACUCUCGUGAAAGAGUAGAGAGGUAUUGCUGUAAUCCAAUAAUAUGUAGUAAAAAUGUAGGUAGUAAAGGCAAAAAUCAUGUGUUUCCAGUGCGAUACAAAAGGCCCAUAGACUAUUGGCACAGAAGUCAUGUGUUUCCAAAUCAGAGGUGUAAAACGGUUCUGGAUAUAAAGGGUCAGCUAUUGCUUUUAAAGUGCAAGCCGGUAUCAGUUGAUGUAACACGGAUGUCUUUAGAAAAAAUAGAAGAAUAUAUAGAUAAUCUUCAGAAAGAAGCGCUGAGUAGACAGUGUGUCGAAGAGAAAGAUAUUGUGUAUGUGGAGCCUGAUACUGAAACAAUGGAAGUGGAUGUGAAAAGCUGUGAUCCAUUAAAUAAAACUGACAGUGAGUGUGAGGUGAUUGAUCUGUGUUCAGACAAUGAAGAGACUAGUGUUAAUGAGAACUGUGAUCCUAGAGCAGGGAUUACUUGUGUUAUGAGGGGCGGGGCAGUACUGCGGCGCACCGCAGCGACGCCGCACGCGCUUCCCGCUGAGCCUUGUGGUGCGAGACAACGACCCCUCUCCUCGCUUAUAUUACAACCCCAUCCUGUAAUUCUCAUUACUCACUCUCUGAACAAUUUACAGACUAUAGCAUUAGAUUGACUGUAUGUAUUUUAAUAUAGGUAUGCUGACUUAUUAUUUAUUGUAUUCCUGAUUAAAAAAUUAAUGUCA